CUGGACGACAUUCAGAAAGAAAAUGCGCGCUACAUCGCAUUGUUGAAAGCCAAUGACAUUUGCCUUUACGACGACCCCACCAUCCACUGGAAAGGGAAUCUCAAAAAUGCAAAAGUUUCCGUUGUGAUCCCCAGUGAUCAGGUGCAGAAGAACAUCAUUGUCUAUUCCAAUGGGAGUCAACUGGGUGGAAAUAACCAGGGGACAUCAGUCCAAGGAAUAACCUUUAACAUCAGUCAUAACUUACCAAAGCAAACGGCUAAUGUUGUCCCUGUCCAGAGAACUUGCAAUCUUGUCACUCCUGUCACCCUUUCUGGUAUCUACUCCACAGAAAUCAAGUCAGGGGUUGAGACGUCAGUUCCACCAUUGACGCCAGGUCUACCAAAUCUAGCCAAGAAAAUUCUCGAGCCCUCUACCUCUGAGAAUGAGCAGCGUGUGCUUAUGGCCACCAGUGCGGCUAGCUCCCAGAAUGCGUCAGAACCAGCAAAGAUGCCCCCUGAACUGCAGAACUCACUGCAAGGGGAGGUUGCCGCCACCAAACCUAAAAAUGGACAAGAGAGUUCCAGGUUACUCAAGGAAACCGGUGGGCCCAACAUCAGCCUUUCCUCCCGGGCUGAUACGGACGUACCAAAUACUGAACUAGCAGUGGUGACCUCUGAAGAGGAUUCAAGGAGUAUGUCCCAGGAAAGCUGUGGUGCUUCCGUACCCGAUCCCACCUGUAUUCCCUCCACCAGAUUGUCCGUUGUUGAUGGCUUUCCACCAGGAAGCGUCUGCAGAAGUCCACAUGGGAGAAGUGGCAGUGGAGUGCCUGCAACGUCUGCCGCGGAAGCGGCAAGGGCCGUCACCGAACUCAACCCUUUGCCUGCCACCACUUUAGAAAAGUGGCCGUUCCCCAGCUCUUCAGCCAUCGGCACUCCGGGCUCCAAAAACAUCGGUAGCCUGUCACGCAUCACCUCGGCGGGGAACACCCAGACGACAUGGACUACUUUGCAACUCGCGGGGAAUACCGUCCAGCCUCUAAACCACGCUCCAUCCAGCGUGAUGGCGGGCUUGUCAAACGAGCCAGUUCAUGCCGCCGGCGCGACAGCUUGCGUUCCUAACAGGUGCUCGGCCACCAGCGCUACUUUGAGCAAUCCUCCGCCUGUGGACGAGCAGACGCCUGAGCAGAUCGUGGUCACUUUGCCUUCCUGCCCAGCCUUACCUAUGCAGCCGCUAGUCGCAAAGACGCAGGUUCUCGCCCAGCUUGCAGGCAGCCUUCUCCCGUUGAAUCCAGCCAUGCAGGUGAUCCAGAUGGCCCAGCCCGUGGGCUCGGCUGUCGCCGCCCCGCCUGCCAAUCAAAACGUCAUCAUUCUCCAGCCCCCCAGUGCCGCCCCGUGCCCGCCCGUGUUG
Gekko japonicus is the source of this 1386-nucleotide messenger RNA. Its product is annotated as basic helix-loop-helix domain-containing protein KIAA2018-like. NCBI's taxonomy places the organism in Eukaryota, Metazoa, Chordata, Lepidosauria, Squamata, Gekkonidae. The annotation marks the transcript as partial. The record is from RefSeq and is a predicted model, not a curated record. The transcript has 2 exons.